GCCUCCUCCCGCCGGCGGAGUCCCCUCCUCCCGGUGCCUUCCCGGCGGCCGCCGAGCCGCUGGCGGGGAGGCGGUGGCGGGCGGCUGAGUUGCGCGGGGCCCGGCGGCGCUGCCCAUGGGGGAGAGCGGCGUGCCCCCCCAGGUCCAGCUCUUCCUCCGCGCCUGCGAGCAGGGCGACUGCGAGACCGCCCGGCGCCUCUUGGGGCUGCCCGCCGGCGGCGGAGGCACCGCCGACCUGGCGGCCUCCUCCUCCUGCGGCCCCGAGGAGGCGGCGGCGGAGCCCCGCGGAGAAGCGGCGGCCCCGCCGACCCCUGCCGUGCCCGUGGACUGCACGGACGAGGCCGGGAACACGGGGCUGCAGUUCGCCGCGGCGGGCGGGCACGAGCAGCUAGUGCGGUUCCUGCUGCGGAAGGGCGCCUCGGUACAGAGCAGGAACCACUACGGAUGGAGCCCCCUCAUGCAAGCGGCCAGGUUUGGACAUCUAAGUGUGGCCCACAUCUUGCUGGAAAAUGGUGCUGAUCUCAAUGCACAGAAUAAGUUAGGAGCCAGUGUCCUCACAAUGGCCUCCAGAGGUGGCCACGUCAGCAUGGUGAAGUUGUUGCUGGAAUCCGGAGCUUUUGUAGACAAUUACGAUCAUUUCGGCACAAAUGUACUUAACAGCAGCAGAGACGACCUUCCCGAUAUCACUCCAUUAAUGGCAGCUGCUCAGCAUGGACAUGAGGCAGUGGUACAUCUGUUACUGGACUGGGGAGCUGAUUGUAAUUACACUGUGAAGACGAUGGGCUGGAGUCCUUUAAUGCUGGCAGCUGUUAGUGGAAAGGUGAGCUUGGCACAGCAGCUCAUGGAGAAAGGUGCCAAUCCUGAUCACCUGAAUGUACUACAUAAAACACCUUUUGAAAUCUCUGUUGGCUUCAAACACAAAGACAUGAAGGACUACUUGGAAUCUCUCACAACGAUCAGACCUCAGGCAGAUACAGAAAAGAAGCAACCUGAUGUCUUUCAUGCUUUGAAACUGGGAAACUUCCAGCUGGUUAAAGAGAUUGUUGAUGAAGACCCGAGUCAGGUCAAUAUUACCAAUGUUGACGGUGCAUCUCCAUUAAUGAUUGCAGCUGUAACUGGACAGCUACCCCUUGUUCAGCUCCUUGUUGAGAAAAAUGCUGAUGUUGAUAAACAGGAUAAUGUUCAUGGCUGGACAGCACUGAUGCAGGCCACAUACCAUGGAAACAAAAACGUUGUAAAGUAUUUGUUAAAUCAAGGAGCGGACGUCAAUCUUCGUGCAAAAAAUGGAUACACGGCUUUUGACCUCAUAAUGCUGCUGAAUGAUCCAGAUACAGAGCUUGUAAGACUACUGGCAUCAGCAUGCAUGCAAGUAGACAAAGACAAGAAUAAACUGAACAACAGAUCAUCUUUGCCUAGUUCCAGAAGUAGGCAAUCCUUAAAUGUCCCAAUGUUGCCAGAUGACAAAGGAGGUCUAAAGUCUUGGUGGAGCAGGAUGUCCAACCGAUUCCGCAAGCUGAAGUUGACUCAGACACUGCGCCAUGGAUUUCCUUCCAAUCCGUUUGUGCCUUUUCCGGAUGAGCCUGAACCAUCAUUAAAUUCCACUAUAAAAGCAGUUUCACAGAGUGAUACGGGUGCCUCUGGAAACCUUGAUGCUGCUACAGCUCGGAUCACAAAUAACAAAGCUAGUGGCGCAAACACUACGAAAGGAGGAAAGGAUGAUGAAUUAUUGACAACCAUGCUGAGAAGUAGUGCCCCAUUUACCAGGCUGCCAAGCGAUAAGCUGAAGGCAGUGAUACCACCUUUCUUACCCCCCUCGAGCUUUGAGCUCUGGAAUUCUGACCGAACACGACUCAGCAAAGAUGGAAAAGCUGAACAGAUGAGAACUGCCUGGCCACAGAGAGCAAUCAAGCAUGAUUUUAACAGCAGCGGAAACUCUGAUAUAACAUCUGUUAGCAAAGGUACUAGACCAGUCAAAUUACCAACAUUUGCAAGAAGACCAGCAUCUCCUUCAAAUUCCAACAACUUCAGUCAUUCUCCUCAUUCUUCUGGUGGAUCCAAUAACAUUGCAGGAAUUAACAGGCAUGGAGGAGAACUGCAUAACAGAUCAGGUGGCAGUGCAGAUAAUGUUUUGUCUCAGAUUGCGGCCCAAAGAAGAAAAGCAGCAGGCUUUCCUGAACAGAAACCCAGCCAACAGCACAGUCCAGUCCAGUCAACUACUUCAUCCACUCUGUCUGAUUUGCAGUGUGCUCAGAUUGUUGGCAAUGGACAUGUAAAGCAAAAACUGGAGAUGAACAAAAGACCUCCAUCUGGGACUUCAUCUACGUCUAAAAGCACAUCACCAACUCUCACACCUUCCCCAUCACCUUCCCCAUCUCCUAAGGUUCAAAACGCAGAGUCUUCUCUCUCUUCUUCUCACAGACAGGCCAAAAGCAACGGUUCCAGCAGUGGUACUAUUACAGAAGAUGGCAACCACUCGGUGGACCAUCAACAGCUUGUCUCUAUUCUGAGAACCAGUGAUGUAGAGAAUCAUGAAAGACGAAACCAUGUGAGAGUAAAAGGAGGCUCUGAAAACUUGGAGAAAGAUGAGCUGACUGGCAUCCUUAAAAAAUUAUCUCUUGAGAAAUAUCAGCCUAUUUUUGAGGAACAAGAGGUGGAUAUGGAAGCUUUCCUUACACUUACUGACGGUGAUCUGAAAGAGCUUGGUAUUAAAACCGAUGGAUCAAGGCAGCAAAUUCUGGCAGCUAUUUCUGAACUGAAUGCAGGAAAGGGUCGAGAGAGACAGAUUUUACAAGAAACUAUACACAACUUCCACUCUUCCUUUGAGAGUAGUGUUAGUAACACACGACCACCAGGUCAUUCUCAAUCUUACUUCCCGUUCUCAGAGUAGUCAGCGUGUGUGGGAACUUCUGGAUGUCCCUUGAUAACAUCGUAGACUUGAAGAGCCUCUUCUAUAGGUACCAUUAGGUGAGCAGAAGCUGCCAUUUGGGAUUUGAUAACAUGGUGUAAUGAACUGGAAUUACUCGAGAACCGAAGAAGCAUAGAGAUGUAACGUGUCUCCAAGCAACUUGCUGAGCCUAACCACUGAGCUUGAAUGUGUCUUGAAGACAGCAAAGGACAGUAAUGGUGGCACAGAGUUGGGGAGAACAUCCUUUUGUAAGAAUGGAAGCAACAGUUGCUACUGCUAACCAUUUGACAGGAUGCUGCAAGGAGACUGCCGUGAGAGAUCUAGCUUUUGGGGUUUUGUGUAUGAGAGCUCCAUGAUACAGAUUUGGCUGUGAAAUAGCAACAGAAGCACUAACAGAGAAGGAAGAGAGCAUGUAGAUAAAAGAAGUUUCUGCACCAGGUAAGCUGCUUUUUAUUGUAAAAAGUAGCAGUGGGACCCUUAUGCAGUCUCUGGAACUUGAAGUAAUUUCCAGGAAUGUGUAAUAUUUUAGAUCAUAAGAGCACCUGUACCAAGUCAGAUCCAAGGUACAUACAGUUGUGUUCAACUUUUUCAUCCAGUCUCAUCUGACACUGAUGUGAAGAGCUGCUUGCUUUCGUUCUCUGUGAACUUGACAUGUCCUGACUUCUUUUGCUUCAUCUUACUGGAUCAGAAGAUACAGUGGGCAAUUGUUUCCUCUUCACUGCCUCCAUGCCACUGAUGAUUUUACAAAUAACAGUGAUACUUUUCCUCAGUCAUGUUUUUUCUAGAUGGAAGACUUACAGGCUGCUUUGUCAUUCCCAAUACCAUAGUUUUUCUCACCUCUUUUUCUUUUCUACUAUAAUCUUUUCAGACUUGGGAGAUACCAGUCUAGCAUACAAUAUUCAAGAUGUAGGCAUAUUACAGAUUUACAUGACACAGUGAUGUUUGUUUUUCAGUUGUAUUCUUUCAGUUUUCUUGUCCUUUCCUAGUUAUUUCUGAAUUGUUGUUAGUUGGAACUAUGUCUUGUAACCCUGGUGGUCUUCAGAGUUUGAGCUCACAGCCUAUAAUUUUAUAUAACCAUGCAUACAUCUUUUUUUUCCAUUUGCCUUCAUAUUACUUCAUAUUUAUCUCCAUCAGAUUUUGUCUGCCAUCUUAUUGUUUGGGCACUGAUGUCACAUGAAGUCCUUUUACCAAUCUUCUGUUUGUCUUUCUCUUUAUUUACAUGGAUAACUUAAGAAGGUUUGUCCCUUCACCCUGUAUGCCCUUUCGAAAUCAUAUAUGGAAUAUAUUGUUCAUAUCCUGAAUAUUCGUAUGUAGAUCCUUCUGAAAUGCUGGGGGUGAAUUUCUCUGCUAUGGAAAUAAUAAUUUUUUCCUCCAACCUUCUGUCCUCUGCCUCCCUAACAGAUUAUUUAUCCACACAAGAAAUUUUCUUUUUACCCUGUGGGUUAUUUAUUGUCUUAAGAGCUAACCUUGGAUCUUGUGAAAUGCCUUGUCAAAAUCCAGGCAUCAAACGGACCUCUUUUGUCUACAAGACUGUUGGCACCUUCAAGGAAUUCCAGUAGAUUGGUGAGGCAAGACUUCUCAAAUCCCUUUUUGAUUUUGCACAAAAUUUCAGAUCCUUUGUUACAAUUUUUGCUAAUCUGCCUGGUAUUACUGUCUAUUAAAACAAUUAGUUUCAUUUUAUCACAUCUCAGUUAUGUGGCAAUUUAAACAACAACCUGUGUUCUGUACACAGCAGUUUAGCUGCUUAAUCCUUUUGCUUCUUUAGGACAUCUGGCUUGGAAAAUUGCUGUUAUUUGCUCUGUGUAUUUGUUUCAUAUUCUGUUUUACUAGUACCUCAGGUUAAGAUAUCUUGGACUCCCACAUAAAGAAAGCUUCUGAAAUGGGAACCUUCCCAAGUUUUUCCAGGGUGAAUACCAUUUUUUUUUCUGAUGUGAGCUUACUUCUCUAGCUCAUUACGGUCUCGUUGAUUGACAUCAUGUCAUUUGUAACUGGCUGCCUCUUGUGGUGUGUUUGAAAAGUAAUAUGUGACAUUUUUAUCAUUUUUGCAUGGUCCACAACCACUCAUUUCUCUACAGCUCUUUCUAGGAGCCUGUCUGGACACCGUUAGCAAGAAAGCCACAUCAUGAUUUGCCUUCCUAGAAAGCUAGGUGUAGCUCACAGGGUGAUGGAAACAUCCUGCUCUUCCAGCUAUGUUGGUACCACUGUUUUCCACACUAUCCUUGUGAUUUCCUCAAGAUUUUGAGUCAUUUUAAAAGCUUAGUACCUAAACCAGAGUGGCUCUCAGUGUAGCUCUGCUUUUAUGAAGUUUCCAGCCUGUAGGGCUGUAAAGAAGAAAAUGAAAUACAGUCCGAAUAUAUCCAUAAGAUUCAGAAAUGAAAAAGCAGGAGGGAAAGAAACUUAAUCCUUACCUUCCAGAAAUGUAGCUUAUAAUUGUGGGAGGUCUGUAGGCUGGUUACCAACACCAAGCCUGUAAAUGUCUACACCUUCUUAUACCCUUUCUCAUCCAUAGCUCCAGUGUCCCCUUAGCUUUAGUUCUGCCCAAAAUGCCACAAUCCGCACUGCUCAGGCUCAGUUCCUCCCCUGCUACCCCUGAGUCAGGAGCUGUUGCCGCUUGUCAAAUCUGGUAGGAGAUUGGAAGGCAGCAGAAAUAGAUACACGUCUGGAUGAGUCUUUGUAGAACGGAAAGAAGAGCUGCAGUGAUUACCUACAUUCACCCUUCUAAGGAAUGCAGUAGAAAGAAAACAAGGAGAGGCAGAAUAAAUAAAAGCAAGACCAUCAGAAGUAGAGGAUUGAUGGUAUAACUAAUUUCACACAACGGGCUUGUUUAGGAAGAUUGCCGCGGUCCAAAAAGGGGCGGGGGGAGACCGUGGCACAGCACGGGUCCGGGACACGAGGAUGGGAUGCAGGUAGAAUGCUUUAUUCAAGCGUGCACCCGGUCUUUUAUCAGCUCGGGAGGGGAAAGGGCCAGAACAUAGGGCAGGGCAUGAGACAGACAAGCGGGGGGACAAACCAGGAUAGGGACACGGGCAAAAGAGGGAGGAACAUGGGAAGAACCGGGGAGGGAAGAGGCGAAUGGAGGCUGUCCCCUCUCUCUGCAGCUUCUCCAGCCAAUCGGCAGAGAAACAGAGGAGCACGGAGGUGGACAGGCCGGGACAUGCCCGGGAAAUAUAAAUUCUGGGGAAGCAUACAAUGUGUAUAUACAUAAUAACUGUAAUGUCUGUAUCAUAAAGUCCUUUCAAUCACUGUACAUCUUUUUCCACUUCUGAGAUUUUCCCCAUUCUGAUUCCUGGUCCUUCACAGAAGAUACCACAGUUUCCUAUGGAUGUUUUUUUGGCAGUUCAAAAUCAGUUGCUGACUUCUUGUAGCUUCUGUUUGAGCAUCUCCUGCUGAGAUUGUUGCUUCUGAGCUCCCUGUGAUAUUUACUACAAGAACUCAUAGAAAAGUUGUUGAGUGUUUGGCAGGUGAGCUAUUUAAGUUAUAAUAAAGCUCACGGUUGGGAGAAAGUUUCUUUUGUGCAUUAGUUACUGUGUCAUCCCUGGGGCUGGGAUACCAGGUUAGGCUAUGGAAACUCCACAUUCCAGUCCUUGCCUUAUCGGCAUGAGGCAGAUGGCUGCCCUGACUGCAGUGUCAAUAAUGCAAUGGUUACUGGACCUGUAAGCCAUUAGGCUCGGAGGCACCAUAGUAUUCUGAACAGGUGAACAGUACUUGCAAUAGGGAGUGUUACCUCCAUCUCUUUUUUUAAUGGAAAUGAAUCGGUCACCUUCAGAAAAUUCUGAUGAAAUUAGUUCAUUCCAGGAGUGGAUGUUACCACAAGUUUUGACCCUUCAUUGGUUUUCAAGGAAAAAAAUUAUGGCUUGGAAAAUUGCCAAUGCAUAGUAAUCACUCCGUCCUUGGUAAGAGAAACUACUAGGAAGAUACUGCUUCUUAAUAACCCAGUGAACUGUGUCUAGCAAACACAGAAUUAGCUUGUUGCUUCACCAUUUAGAGCAGAUGACCAGCCCAUGGAGGCAUAAGGCAAAAUGACUGCUCUGUGGAACAAAAUGGUCCUCCUUUGUGUGGACUCUCAGCUUCGAUGAAACAGUAAGUGGCAGCAUAAAGUCCAGAUUUCCGAGGAAAGAGAUUUGAGAAAUUAUAUCACCUCAGGAAAAGUUUCUGUUUGUAGCUUGAGGUGACCUUUUU
Messenger RNA from Pipra filicauda (Wire-tailed manakin), 7084 nucleotides. RefSeq names its product ankyrin repeat and sterile alpha motif domain containing 6 (gene ANKS6). Gene Ontology annotation, biological process: innate immune response. Gene Ontology annotation, molecular function: protein binding. Gene Ontology annotation, cellular component: cytoplasm. The record is from RefSeq and is a predicted model, not a curated record. NCBI's taxonomy places the organism in Eukaryota, Metazoa, Chordata, Aves, Passeriformes, Pipridae. The coding region runs from base 116 to 2887 and encodes 923 amino acids. The transcript has 17 exons.